This is a messenger RNA of Nematocida ausubeli, 1860 nucleotides long. RefSeq lists its product as uncharacterized. The record is from RefSeq and is a predicted model, not a curated record. NCBI's taxonomy places the organism in Eukaryota, Fungi, Microsporidia. The transcript has a single exon. Bases 1 to 1860 code for a protein of 619 amino acids.
AUGUAUGUGCUCACGCGUGCUACUGACUAUAUUCUGCGUAAUAGUAGGGAAGGAAAUAAUUACUCAGUUGAAGUACUUUUCUAUUCUAUUAUACUCUACAUAAAUGAUAUUUUCAAGGAGAAAGUGGAUUUUAGUGGAUGCAUUUUGGCCAUCUCCAUGUCAGAGUACAUUGUAGUUGUUCUUUCUACAGGCUUACAUAUGUAUGAGUACUCUGAGACUAAAGGACUUAAAUGCAUUCAAAUUAUUCCUAUAGAAGAAAUAGUGGCAGCUGAUGCAGCUGAUGAAUAUAUCUUGCUGAGUAUCCUCUCAAAGGACAUAAUUACAACUACGUUGUACAAUGCAAAUACCUCAAUAGAAUUCACUGUAGAGAGCAUAGAAGGCAAAAAGUAUGAAGAACCCAGGAUUUUCAUAGAGAGAAAAUCAAAGGAUAAAACAGUCAUAUGCAUAGAAUAUACUAAACACAGAAUGUACAUAUGUGAUAUAAACAAUACUUUCUUUGAAGACACAGAAUAUACAGAUAGAACAAAAUUCUUUAAAGAAAAUGAAAUAUGCAGGUACAUAUUCAUAGACAAAAGGAACUUGCUCAAAAUAUCUGGGCAGAAGGUGGUUCACAUGAAGAUGAGCAUGCGCAGGGAAAUUGCCUUUAUACCUGGAUUUAUAAAAGUAAUAAAAAAUAUUCAUGGAAUAGAAAUACUUACAAAAAAAGAAAAGUACGUUGUGUCCAGAAGGGAAAAUAAAUAUAUCCUGCAAAGGACCCUAAUAAAGCAGACUGCGAGUGUAAAGAAGGAGGGAGAUGGAGAUGGGGAGAUUCUUUUGAUAGAACCAGAAAGUUCCAAAAGAUCCCCUAGGUCUGUCUUACUGAGUCCUUCUCUAUUUACAUAUAAAUUUGAGAAUUAUGUGCACCAGCUACAUAUUACAGGCAUAAUUGAAAUAUUCAUGGACUUAGAUGGGAAGUUAACCUAUUUGAGAAGUAUUGGGCCAGUGGAUAUCAUUGGACCAACUGGCUUUUAUUGUUUCUCAACGCAUAAUUCUUCCUUGGUGGUUUUAGUGUAUGGUUCUCAGAUUAAAGUAUUUGAGUACUCGCCUGCCUUGAAGGUAGAAUCUGAAAUGCACACUGCAAGUGGGAUUGAGAGAGUGGAGAGAUUUAGGAAGGAGAUUCUUGUGAAAUACCGCACUGGCUACAUAAAGUAUUUCUUGAACAAACAAAAGGCUUUGGAAGGAACUAAUUUCUCCUUUACUGGUGAUGAAUUUGUCUCUUUAGAUGCUCCAAAUAUGAACGUACAGCAUACUCCAGUAACAAUUACUAAGGCAAGUGAUGGAGUGGUUUCUGUGCUGUGGAAUGACUUGGUGAUUGCGAAAGACACUCAUAUCUCAUGUUUUCACCUUUUGCACAGUGGAUACGUAUACGCAAGUGGAUUUCAGCUUGUACUGAACUCAAAAAGCAUCUAUUUUUCUUAUGCCAUUUGUUCUCUCUCUGUGUAUAAUACACCCACCCGAAGUACUGUACUUGUGCAUCUAAUAACUGGAACUGUGCACCUUCUUUCUGUUGAUAAUGGUGCAGUAGUGGGCAGAGUAGAUAUGCCUCAUAAACUGUCUUCUGAAAGGCUAGUAAUGCUGUCACUUGACUCUUUCAUGAGUAUUGCAAGAAAUACUCUGACAAUAUUCGGAGGAGAUGAGUAUAUACAGCCAAUUCUGCGUGCAUCUUUCCCUGGUCAGAUAAAAGACGUAUGUGUUGCAGAGGAUAAUAUUGUGGUUGUAACAAACAAAGGGGCUGUAUAUUCCUUGCAAAAGUCAAAUUUAUACUCUAAAUACAAUCAAAAUGAUGGUGGUUUUGUUGGUGCUUUUUGCAGUGAUUUAUAG